This is a messenger RNA of Adineta steineri, 1551 nucleotides long. NCBI's taxonomy places the organism in Eukaryota, Metazoa, Rotifera, Eurotatoria, Adinetida, Adinetidae. The record is from the annotation of a GenBank genome assembly.
AUGGGUUUCUUCGUUCAAGAUCUGCACAGACAAAUUGAGCAACUCUAUUCGCAGACGCACGAAAAAACAAAACAGAUACUUUAUCGAGGUCAAGGCAUUUCAAAGAUAGAGUUUGAGAAGGUUAAGCAAAGUCAAGGUGGACUUUGGGCAUUCAACAACUUUUUGUCAACAAGUACCGAUCGAGAUGUGUCCUUAGCUUUUGCAGAAAGUGUUGAAAGCGAUCCUGAUCUGAUUGGAAUCCUCUUCCAAAUGGAAAUCGAUCCAUUCGUCUCAUCGACUGUCUUUGGUUCAUUGAAUGGCACCGCCUAUUAUUCGGAAGAAAAUGAAAUUCUUUUUUCGAUGCACACUGUCUUUCGCAUUGGUGAGAUAGUGCAGAUCAAUGAUCAACUAUGGCAAGUGAAUCUCGCAUUGACCAAUGAUAAUGAUGAACAGUUGAAAAGCCUCACUGAUUAUGUACGAGCGGAAUUUGCAAAUGAUUUCAAACAUCACCAACUUGGUAUGUUAUUGAGAAGAAUAGAUAAGCUCGAUCAAGCCGAAGAGUUCUUCAAAGGAAUACUUGAAUCGACAGUGGUGAAGAGCCUCGAGGAAAUUGCUGAUCUCCAUGCGCAAUUGGGAGGUAUAAAACAUUCACAAGAAGAUUCUUUGGAGGCACUGGCACAUUUUCAAUCAGCUCUCAACAUCAGAGAAAAAGUCCUCAAACCGACAGAUCUCGCGUUAGCUAAGACGUACAGCAGCAUUGGUUCAACUUAUUGUUUGAUGGCAAAUUACACAAGUGCACUUGCAUAUCAUGAAAAGGCACUCAAAAUUCGUGAAGAAGUUUUGCCACCCAUCCAUUCAGAUCUAGGUAUUGCGUACACUAAUCUUGGUGUAGUGCACCAUCGCAUUGGAGACUACCAGACUGCCCUCUCAUACUCUGAGAAGGCACUUGACAUUAAAGAAAAAACCCUUCCACUUAACCAUCCUUCUCUUGCCAUAACCUAUCACAAUAUUGGUCGUUUACACGAAUUAAUGAAAGAUCAUUUCAUGGCACUCGCGUAUUAUGAAAAGACUCUAAUGAUUGAAGAAAAAUCUCUUCCACCUACGCAUUCUUCUCUUGGUACGACUUACAGCAACAUCGGUGCAGUUUAUUUAACGUUGGAAAACUACUCCGAUGCUCUCUUAUAUUUUGAAAAGGCUCUCAACAAUUAUCAAAAUUCUUUGCUACCCAAUCAUCCGAAUUUAGCUGCGACCUACAAUAAUAUGGGUACAUUAUACAAAUCGAUGAAGAACUACUCAACUGCAUUGUUACAUCACGACAAAGCACUUGAAAUUCAACUAACAUCCCUGCCAUCUAAUCAUCCUACUUUUGCCAAAACCUUUUUUUACAUUGGUGAAGUGUAUUAUUCUAUGGAAAACUAUUCCACUGCGCUCCUCUAUUAUGCAAAAGCGUUCGAGAUUCAAGCAAAAUCUCUUCCAUCGUCACAUCCUAAUUUCGCUUUGUUCUUCGAUAAGAUAAAACUUGUGCGAAGAACCCUUGGCUUUCGAGAAGAAACUAUCACGUGUGUUGAAUGA